Suncus etruscus (white-toothed pygmy shrew) is the source of this 1428-nucleotide messenger RNA. It is a transcript of the gene PNP, whose product is annotated as purine nucleoside phosphorylase. Gene Ontology annotation, cellular component: cytoplasm. Gene Ontology annotation, molecular function: purine-nucleoside phosphorylase activity. The record is from RefSeq and is a predicted model, not a curated record. Bases 122 to 985 code for a protein of 287 amino acids. The transcript is spliced from 6 exons. Lineage: Eukaryota; Metazoa; Chordata; Mammalia; Eulipotyphla; Soricidae. Gene Ontology annotation, biological process: nucleoside metabolic process.
GCAGCCUUUAUAGAGGCUGCGAGCAACCUGCCCCGGGUCGACUCAACCCGACCGGGCAGCCGUGCCAAGCACAGCGGAGCUGAGAAGGGCAGACUCACCAGCCCGGGGCGUUGGCGGCACCAUGGAGAAAGAAUAUACAUAUGAAGAUUAUGAGAAUACUGCAAAAUGGCUUAUAAAACGCAUCAAUCGUCAACCUCUAGUAGCAGUGAUCUGUGGUUCUGGCCUAGGAGGGCUGACUGAUAAAUUAACAGAGACCCAGGUCUUUAACUACAGUGAUAUACCAAACUUUCCUCAAAGUACAGUACCAGGCCAUGCAGGUCGAUUGGUAUUUGGUCUCUUGAAUGGCAAAGCCUGUGUGAUGAUGCAGGGAAGAUUCCACAUGUACGAAGGCUAUUCACUCUCAAAGGUGACAUUUCCAGUGAGAGUUUUCAAACUUAUGAAUGUGGAAACUCUAGUAGUCACCAAUGCAGCUGGAGGUCUCAACCCCAAGUUUGAAGUCGGAGAUAUCAUGUUGAUCCGUGAUCAUAUAAACUUACCUGGUCUCUGUGGCCAGAAUCCUCUCAGAGGCCCCAAUGAGGAUAGGUUUGGGGUUCGUUUCCCUCCCAUGUCUGAUGCUUAUGACCGGAAUAUGAGGCAUAUAGCUCACAGUGUUUGGAACCAAAUGGGAGAGCAGCGAGAGCUUCAGGAAGGCACCUAUGUCAUGGUGGCUGGUCCCAACUUUGAGACUGUGGCAGAAUGUAGUCUGUUGCAAAAACUGGGAGCAGAUGCUGUUGGCAUGAGCACAGUACCAGAAGUUAUAGUUGCAAGACACUGUGGACUUCGAGUCUUCGGAUUUUCUCUUAUCACUAAUAAGGUCAUCACGAAUUAUGAAUCCUUGGAGAAGGCCAAUCACGAAGAAGUCCUAGAGGCUGGGAAACAAGCUGCACAGAAGUUGGAGCAGUUUAUCUCCAAUCUCAUGGCAAGCAUUCCACAAGUUAAGGCUUGAAGUAAGCCGAUGUCUCCUCCAUGACAUUCAAGUAUCUGCUAUCCAAGUAACUUUUAGCCCUUGUUGGGGUCAUGUGAUCCCUAGGUAGUGGCAGAAAGAAAAGGAUAAUCCCUUCUAUCUUUUUUCAGACCCUUCUAGUUCCAGGUUCACUUCUGGGAAAUCACCUUCUCAAAAAAUUUCCACCUCUGUUCCCACCACCACCACCACCAAGAACUGGAGCCCAGUCCCUCUAUCUCCACAUCUGUGGAUCUUCCCAGGCUUGGACUUGGGCAGUGAACUUACCACAGUAGUUGUUGUUAAUUUUUUUAGAUAUUGCUUUGACAUUCCUGGGGGCUCAGUUCUGUUCCCCUGCAGCACUGGAAACCACCAAAGACAAUCCAAUACCUCUUGAAAUUAAUUCCAUUGUAUAUUGAGAAUAAAGAGAAAAUACAAUCAUGUCUUCA